GCUUGCUCCGCCCCCCUUCCUCAGUGGUCUGCUCUCAGCUCUUUGUGUUGCAAUUCCUUGAGAUGUGAAAGAUGGGAGCACUAAUGGUGGAGCCUCAUAUAUCCUGCCAGGGGCUGGGGGAAAGCCUGUUGGGUUACCAAGACGCACCUUAAAGGUGGGCAGGGAAGAUGAUGAGUCCUACUCUUAGGCAGGGUGUGUGUGCCAGAGCGAGCUGCUGACUCCACAUUUCUUCCCUCUGCUUGUUUAAAGAACUGGCCUUUGCUCAGUAGACACAUUCAUUUCUUCAUCCAUCCAUCCAUUCAUUCAUUCACUUACUCAUUCAGUUAGUCUUUAAACAUUUCUCAAGCAUGGCUUGCAUAUGGGCUUGUGGUGGGAUCUGGAGUCUGCAGUCAUGGUGGGGAGCAAGGCUCAGGUUUUAACUUCAAUUUCAUCUCUGCAUGUGGCCCUUGCACACGUUCCAUCCUCCGCCCUUCUCCGCAGCUGCCACCACGCUCUUCUGCGCCGUGCACCUGUUUUCCUUAUAGAGCACUCGUGAAAAUCUGUAAUCAUCCACUUUCUUCAUUCAUUUUCUGUCUCACUUCCUUGCUAAAAUGUCAGCACCUCAGACAGGGGCCCUGCUUCUCCAGUUCUGUUCCUAUCACACUGCCUGCCACACAUCAAUUGCCUCCUAUGUGUCUGCAGAAGGCGGGAAGACACAAGCAUUGACAGACAUGAGCUCACGCAUGACAGUGGCCAGGCAGUUACUGUAGAAUGUCACCCAUUCGCUCAUUUCCUCAGUACUUACUGAGUGUCUGCUGCGUGCCAGGCACUGUUCCAGUGCUAGGGAUGCUCUGGUGAGUGACUGCACCGUUCUGUGAUGUUGAUAUUCUGGUGCAGUGAGACAUCCAUACACGAGCACAAAGGGCCAAGUGUCUAGGGUAGCCCCCCAUUCACAGUCAUGCUUUCUUUUCAUGUCCUGUUUGUUUACUUCAAAUUCUUGUUCACUUAUUUGUGCACUCUCUGUUCCUCUGCCCAACAAGCAUUUACUGUGUGAGUGCAGAGCCUGAUGGUUAUUUUCUUUUCUUUUUUUUUAAAUUUUUUUAUUGUUAUGUUAAUCUGAUGGUUAUUUUCAUUACCUAAAAUAGGCAUAUUUUAGCUCCUAAAUGUUUGCUGAAUGAAUGGGCUUUAUUCUGGUUCUCUUCUGGUCUGAGUGUCUCUUGCAAACCAUGUGCAAGUACAAGAAGGAAUAAGUGAAAACAAUAAAUUGGAUUUGCAUUUACACUUCUGUCCUCCAUCUGACUGCUCAUAAAACCCCUUUGAGCUCAGUGUUCUGUAAGAUGAUGUGGCGGGCUAUGUGGUGAAUUCUGUUCCUUCCUGUGCUAGUGUAUAUAAUCAGGAGGGAGGGUAAAAGUGCAGAAACCCAGGAGCAGAUUCACAAGCUGUGCUUCCCUGGGUAGGAGUGUGCUCCUGGCCAGAUACCUGUACCAGUCUGGCCAACGGAAGCGCAGGGAAUGCUGAUGGUUUGUAUAGUGAUUGGCGCUCGGAAGCUCGGGCUCAACCCAGACAACAUUGCCACGCCUAUUGCUGCCAGCCUGGGAGACCUCACUACAUUGUCCCUUCUGGCUUUUGUCAGCAGCUUCUUCUACAAACACAAAGACAAUCGAUAUCUGACGCCGCUGCUGUGUAUUAGCUUCAUGGCCCUGAUCCCCAUCUGGGUCCUCAUUGCCAAGCAGAACCCACCCAUCAUGAAGAUCCUGAAGUUUGGGUGGUUCCCAAUCAUCCUAGCGAUGGUCAUCAGCAGUUUCGGAGGGCUCAUCUUGAACAAAACUAUUUCUAAACAGCAGUACCAAGGCAUGGCCAUAUUUACUCCCAUCAUAUGUGGUAGGUAUCGGCAGCACCGUCACCUGGGGUCCUCAGUGUGCUGGGCUGUGCUGGCCCCCAGGGCCAGGGCAGUGGGAUCUGACAGCAGCAACUUCAGAGAUCUGGCCCCAGGCCCUCAGAGCCAUGGCCAUGCUUCUGCUGGGCAGCAGCUGCUGGACUGGAAUGUCUCAGGUGGAAGGAGAUCCUUGGGGAGAAAGCCCUGCCCACUGUUCCACCAGCUCACACCCUUUUCCUCCUAGUCACCACGGAGACUUGAGCCUUCCUGCAGAGCUAAAUCCCACCUGUUGAAGGCAUACCGUGUCUAAGCCAGGAUUUGCUGGCCCCUGCAGACAGAAUGUGGCCUUCAGAACUGGGGUGUUGGCUUCUCAUGGUUUUAUUUUGUUUUUAAACUUAGAUUCAUUGAUGACAUUUAAAACUCAGACAUUUGCACAUAAAAAUCUGGAUUUCUGUUUUCUCCUUAAAAAACAAGGCUGUGAUAGUACUGAAUUUACAUUCUCGGUGAGGUGAGAAUCAGCUGCCACUGAGAUAGGAUUUAUGCUGUUCUGUUUGCCUGAAUCCCCUCCAUUUCCCGUUGUCUUUCACCCAACAUUUCACUGAUUCACCUUUUAGGCUUAGACCCUGUGGGCAUUUAUGGUGAGGACCCUCUUUUAACCAAAGCUUGGUUCGUGUCCAGCUUCUGAUAAGAAUCUAUAAAUGGGACCAGCCAGUCAGGAGAGGAACCAAACAUGAUAACUUACUGCACACUUCGCUUGGUCCCAGGCCCUGGUGUUCUGGGUCUGUAGAAACAGGCUUC
Callorhinus ursinus (northern fur seal) is the source of this 2653-nucleotide messenger RNA. Its product is annotated as solute carrier family 41 member 3-like. The record is from RefSeq and is a predicted model, not a curated record. Gene Ontology annotation, cellular component: plasma membrane. Gene Ontology annotation, biological process: monoatomic cation transport. Lineage: Eukaryota; Metazoa; Chordata; Mammalia; Carnivora; Otariidae. Gene Ontology annotation, molecular function: monoatomic cation transmembrane transporter activity.